UUUGUCAACGUCAAAAGUCUAAUUCAUUUUUGAAUUUGCUGAAAUACGUUGGUUUGUUAGUUUUAGCUGUAGCUGUUUUUUUAUUUUAUUUACUUAUAGCGUUUUUAUUUCAGGUAAACUAUGUCUAACAGCAAGGGAACCGUUAAUAUUGACGAUUUUGUGAAGAUAGAAAAGAUAGGUGAAGGUACUUAUGGAGUGGUAUAUAAAGGACAAAACAAGAAAACCGGCGAAUUGGUUGCAAUGAAAAAAAUCAGAUUAGAAUUAGAAGAGGAAGGUGUUCCUUCAACUGCAAUCAGGGAAAUUUCAUUACUGAAAGAAUUGCGCCACCCUAAUGUUGUUUCACUUGAAGAUGUUAUGAUGGAAGAACAAAGGUUGUAUCUUAUUUUUGAGUUUUUAUCAAUGGAUCUCAGGAAAUAUUUGGAUAAGAUUGAAACUGGAAAGUUCAUGGAUCCAAAACUUGUUAAAAGUUACCUAUAUCAAAUAAAUGAAGCUAUAUUAUUCUGUCAUCAAAGAAGAGUGCUCCACAGAGACUUGAAACCACAAAACUUACUCAUCACUGCGGAUGGUGUGAUCAAGGUUGCUGAUUUUGGUUUGGGUCGGGCAUUUGGAGUCCCAGUGAGAGUAUAUACCCAUGAAGUCGUCACACUGUGGUACAGAGCUCCAGAAGUUCUUCUAGGAUCUGCUAGAUAUUCAUGUCCUAUCGACAUUUGGUCAAUGGGUUGUAUUUUUGCAGAAAUGUCAACCAAAAGAGCUUUAUUUCAAGGAGAUUCUGAAAUUGACCAGCUAUUCAGAAUAUUCAGGGUUUUGAAGACUCCCAACGAAGAACUGUGGCCAGGUGUAUCAUCUCUCCCAGAUUAUAAAGCUACUUUUCCCCAUUGGACCAACUACAAUCUUUCUAGUCAACUGAAAAACCUCAGUGAAGAUGGAAUAAAGUUACUCCAAGAGAUGUUGGUAUAUGAUCCUUCCAAGAGGAUAUCUGCCAAAAGAGUUGCCACUCAUCCUUAUUUUAAAGAUGUUGAUCUUACAGUAAAACCUAUAAUUCCCGACAGGAAAGAAAAGAAUUAAUAGUAUAUACUCAAUAUUCUCCGUAAAGUUAAUUGGUACCUAGUUGUAUAUUUAUUACUUUUUUAAUUGUUAUUCUUGCAUUUUGUAUUCAGUUCAUUUCAUUUGAAUAUUUAUUUACGACGCUUGAUCAAUCUGAUUGAUUCAGUUCCUAUUGUUUCAAUUUCUCCACGAAGGGGUAGGACCUAGGAUAUAUUUUUGUAAGUUUUUACUCAGUAAGAUGAAUAAAAAUGCAGGACAUAUUGACACUUUCGGAAAACA
Leptinotarsa decemlineata (Colorado potato beetle) is the source of this 1323-nucleotide messenger RNA. RefSeq names its product Cyclin-dependent kinase 1 (gene Cdk1). Lineage: Eukaryota; Metazoa; Arthropoda; Insecta; Coleoptera; Chrysomelidae. Gene Ontology annotation, biological process: mitotic G2 DNA damage checkpoint signaling; G2/M transition of mitotic cell cycle; protein phosphorylation. Gene Ontology annotation, cellular component: nucleus. The record is from RefSeq and is a predicted model, not a curated record. Gene Ontology annotation, molecular function: ATP binding; cyclin-dependent protein serine/threonine kinase activity.